Hevea brasiliensis (rubber tree) is the source of this 5859-nucleotide messenger RNA. RefSeq names its product 187-kDa microtubule-associated protein AIR9. The record is from RefSeq and is a predicted model, not a curated record. Lineage: Eukaryota; Viridiplantae; Streptophyta; Magnoliopsida; Malpighiales; Euphorbiaceae. The transcript is spliced from 38 exons. Gene Ontology annotation, cellular component: plasma membrane; plasmodesma. The coding region runs from base 476 to 5623 and encodes 1715 amino acids. Gene Ontology annotation, molecular function: protein binding.
UCUACUUUUUUCUCCUCUUUUUCCUCGCUCUUACCUCACUCUCUCUAUCACUUUACUCUGCUUUUCCCACGCUUUCAUCAUACACUCUCUCUCUCUUUCCCUUUGGGUUUCUGUUCCCGGAUUUUUAAACCCUAAAUACAGGCAAUGCUGUUUUUGUUUUUGUCUUUCAAUGGCUUCUGUUUCUGUUUCUGUCUUCGCUAGAUCUACUUCAUUGUCCCGUUGGUUAACCCUUUUCUCAAUUUUUUAGUUUUCAGUCUUCUCUCUUUCUUAUGCCAUUUCACACUGUUUGCACUUAGAUCGAGAGCGUGGGGGCUUGGAUUCUUGCUAAACAACCUGCAUUUUGUGUUAGAUCCAAGUAUGAUCUUCUAAAUGCACGUAUAAAUGUUGCGCCUUUGAGAGAGAGCUCUGUUAAUUGUCUUCCUGUUUGAGAUUGCUACUUGUGCUUGAUUUAUGAGCACAAGUUCUUUAACUUACAAUGGAGGAAACGUUAGUGCCAUCUGUUGAAGAGCCAGUGAAUAAGGUUCAAACUUCAGUGAAACAGUCCUCUGUUAGUUCAGUGGAGACAAUGAAAAAGGUAACAAAAACCACGAAACUUACAGUUGCUGCAACCUCAAGCCUUUUAGCUCCAACUGGUUCUAUCAGAAAGAGAACUGAACCAAAAAGCAGUUCAGAUUCAAGUUCAAAAGUGACCAAACCAAAUUUAACUGCUUCAUCUCGUAAUUUAAAUUCAGUUCCAGUGGCAAGAAGAAAUAGUACUGGAGGAAUGCCAGAGAAAUCAUCUACAAUAAAACGGCAAAAUAUUGUUACUAAUGUUGCAGGCAAAAGAACUACUGCUGCAUCAGACCCAGUUAGGCAGUCUCUUCCAGAGCUUAGAAGGAGUUCCUUGCCUUCAGUUGCUGCAAAACCUGUAACUCGAACAAGUGUUUCAGAGGUUAGGAAGUCGCUUCCUGUGUCAACUAUGGAUAAGAGUUUAAGAUCAUCAACAGGCUCUGAUGUAAGCAAGUCAGGGAGUGCCAAGAAACCUUCAGUUAAGCCAUCAUUGCCAUUCUCUUCCUCCUCAAAAAGGCAUUCUUCGACAUCAUUGGACAGUACUGGCAGUAGUGUGAGCAGGAAGACAGUUUCAAAGGUUUCUUCACCAUCAGCUGGCUCACCUUCAGUUUCUAGUGGAUUCAGAACUGGGUCGUUGUCGACAUCUCUGGAUAGAAGUUCUAAUUUGUCUGGACGGAGGAGAAUGGGCACUCCUGAAAGCCGAGAUUCUCGUUUCAUUGUUCUUCCACAGGUGGAGAUUAAAGCUGGUGAUGAUGUGAGAUUGGAUCUUAGGGGUCACAGAGUUCGUAGUCUUAAUGCUAGUGGGUUGAACUUGUCGCCAAAUUUAGAGUUUGUCUAUCUGAGGGACAAUCUCUUAUCUACAUUGGAAGGAAUUGAGAUACUGAAGCGGGUGAAGGUCCUUGAUUUGAGUUUCAAUGAGUUUAAGGGGCCUGGGUUUGAGCCUCUUGAGAAUUGCAAGGCUCUGCAGCAACUUUAUCUUGCUGGUAAUCAAAUCACAUCACUUGUAACUCUUCCUCAGCUUCCUAAUCUGGAGUUUCUCUCUGUUGCUCAAAAUAAAUUAAAGUCACUUUCAAUGGCAAGUCAACCUCGACUACAGGUAUUAGCUGCUAGCAAAAAUAAAAUAACAACUCUAAAGGGUUUCCCACAUCUACCUGUCCUUGAGCAUUUACGCGUUGAGGAGAAUCCUAUACUUAAGAUGCCCCAUUUAGAAGCAGCAUCCAUUUUGCUUGUUGGUUCUACACUGAAAAAGUUUAAUGAUAGAGAUCUUUCUCGGGAAGAGGUGGCAAUUGCAAAGCGUUAUCCACCUUGCACAGCCUUGUGCAUUAGAGAUGGUUGGGAGUUUUGUCGUCCUGAGAAUGCAGCAGACUCAACUUUACGCUUUCUUUUUGAGCAAUGGGAAGAUCAUUUCCCCCCAGGCUAUCUGCUCAAGGAUGCCUCUGUCGAUCAACCUUUUGAAGAAGAUGCUUGUCGCUGCCACUUUUUUUUUGUCCAAGACAGCACUGUGAGCAUUGAUCCACAACUUGUGUUAAGAUUUCAAUGGUUUGUGGGAGAGAGAACACUUUCAAAUUUUGUUGCUAUUCCUGAUGCCACUGGAGAGGUCUACUGGCCAAAGCAUGAAGACAUUGGUAAAUUUCUGAAGGUGGAAUGCACUCCUAUGCUAGGAGAGACGCAGUAUCCCACAGUUUUUGCCAUAUCUUCACCAGUUUCCCGGGGAAGUGGAAUUCCAAAGGUUGUGAACCUUGAAGUGCGUGGGGAUUUAGUGGAAGGAAAUGUCAUCGGAGGCUAUGCUGAGGUUGCAUGGUGUGGUGGAACUCCUGGAAAAGGUGUUGCCAGUUGGUUGAGGAGAAGAUGGAAUAGUAGCCCUGUUGUUAUUGCUGGUGCAGAAGAUGAGGAGUAUCGACUGACUUUAGAUGACAUUGAUUCAAGUUUGGUCUUCAUGUACACACCAGUCACAGAGGAAGGUGUCAAAGGGGAACCUCAGUAUAAGUAUACUGAUUUUGUUAAGGCAGCUCCUCCAUCGGUUAGUAAUGUCCAAAUUGUUGGAGAUGUUGUUGAAGGAUGUAUCAUAAAAGGAGUUGGGGAGUACUUUGGGGGAAGAGAAGGUCCCAGCAAGUUUGAAUGGUUACGUGAGAAUAAGGAAAAUGGCAGAGAUUUUCUAUUGGUAUCAACGGGUACAUCUGAGUAUACUUUGACUAAGGAAGAUGUAGGCCGGCACAUAGCUUUUGUUUAUAUACCCAUUAAUUUUGAAGGGCAGGAAGGGGAAUCUGUAUCAGUAAUGUCUUCUGUGGUGAAGCAAGCACCUCCAAAAGUAACAAAUGUUAAGAUAAUUGGUGAUAUAAGGGAAAACAACAAGGUUACUGUAACUGGUACUGUUACGGGGGGAACUGAAGGUUCUAGCAGAGUUCAGUGGUUUCAAACAAGUUCUUCAGCAUUGGACAGUGAGAAUGGUCUUGAAGCAGUGAGUGCUUCCAAAAUUGCGAAGGCAUUUCGCAUCCCUUUAGGAGCAGUUGGCUAUUACAUUGUUGCGAAAUAUACACCUAUGACUCCAGAUGGCGAAUCUGGUGAACCGGUAUAUGCUGUAUCUGAAAGAGCAGUUGAAACGCUUCCCCCAAGCCUAAAUUUUUUGUCUAUUACUGGGGAUUAUGCUGAAGGAGGCAUGUUGACCGCAUCAUAUGGCUAUAUAGGGGGUCAUGAGGGAAAAAGUGUGUAUAAUUGGUAUCUUCACGAGGCUGAAACAGACUCUGGUACUUUGAUACCUGAGGGUUCAGGAGUUCUUCAAUAUCGUAUUACCAGAGAUGCAAUUGGUAAAUUCAUAUCCUUCCAAUGUGUCCCUGUGCGUGAUGAUGGGAUUGUAGGUGAGCCAAGGACUUGCAUGGGACAGGAACGGGUUCGACCUGGAAGUCCGAGGUUGCUCUCUCUACAAAUAAUUGGAAUUGCUGUUGAAGGAACUCAAUUAAGUGUGAACAAGAAGUAUUGGGGAGGUGAAGAAGGAGAUUCAGUUUUCCGUUGGUUUCGGACUAGUUCAGAUGGCACUCAAAGUGAAAUUCGUGAUGCUACUGCUAUGUCAUACGAGCUUUCAAUUGAUGAUAUUGGAUUCUUUAUUUCGGUCUCAUGUGAGCCUGUCAGAAGUGAUUGGGCUCGUGGUCCUAUUGUUGUUUCUGAACAAAUUGGACCUAUCAUACCUGGCCCUCCAACUUGUCAGUCCUUAGAGUUUCUAGGGUCAAUGAUGGAAGGACAACGUCUAAGCUUUGUUGCUUCUUACAGUGGAGGGGAGAGAGGAAAUUGUUUCCAUGAAUGGUUUAGAGUGAGAAGUGAUGGCGUUAGGGACAAACUAAGCGCUAAUGAGUUUCUGGAUUUGACUUUAGAGGAUGUUGGAAAAUGCAUUGAACUUGUUUAUACUCCAAUGCGCAAGGAUGGUGUGACAGGAAAUCCUAGGAGCAUAAAAUCCCAUGUGAUUGCACCAGCGGAUCCUGUGGGGUUGGAACUUGUGAUUACCAAUUGUUUUGAGGACAAGGAAGUGAUCCCACAAAAGACGUACUUUGGUGGACGGGAAGGUGUUGGAGAGUAUAUUUGGUACAGAACAAAAGAUAAGUUACAUGGUUCUGCAUUGAUGGAUAUAAGUAAUGACUGUGAGGAUGUUCUCAUAUGUAGCAAAACAUUUACAUACACUCCAUCCCUUGAAGAUGUGGGUUCUUACUUGGCCUUAUAUUGGCUGCCCACUCGUGCAGAUGGAAAAUGUGGAAAACCGUUAGUUGCAAUCUCCAACUCUCCAGUUAACCCAGCUCUUCCGGUUGUUUCUUUUGUUCAAGUGAAAGAGUUGCAUUCUGGUGUUUAUUCUGGAGAGGGAAUAUACUUUGGUGGGUAUGAGGGGGCAAGCCUAUUCAGCUGGUAUAGAGAAACUAGUGACGGUACUAUCAGUCUUAUUAACGGUGCUAACUCUAUAACUUACGCAGUCACGGAUUUGGAUUACAAUUGCCGCUUGUUGUUUGGGUACACACCAGUUCGUUCAGAUUCAGUUGUGGGAGAACUCAAAUUGUCUGAGUCAACUGACAUAAUUCUCCCAGAGCUUCCUAUAGUGGAAAUGCUUGCUUUGACUGGAAAGGGGAUAGAAGGUGAUGUACUCACUGCUGUUGAAGUAAUACCAAAGAGUGCAAUGCAACAGUUAGUUUGGAGCAAGUACAAGAAGGAUGUCAAAUAUCAAUGGUUCUGUUCAUCAGUAGUAGGGGACAGAGAUUCCUUUGAGCCUCUACCUUCACAGCAUUCCUGCUCUUACAAGGUGCGACUAGAGGACAUUGGUAGAUGCUUGAGAUGUGAAUGCAUUGUGACUGAUGUGUUUGGAAGGUCAAGUGAGCCAGCAUAUGCCGAGACUGCUGCUGUAUUGCCAGGGAUUCCUCGUAUAGAUAAAGUGGAGAUUGAAGGGAGGGGUUUUCACACAAACUUAUAUGCUGUUCGAGGCAUUUAUAGUGGAGGAAAGGAGGGCAAAAGUAGAAUACAAUGGCUUAGAUCAAUGGUUGGUAGUCCUGAUCUGAUUUCCAUACCAGGAGAGACAGGAAGGAUGUAUGAAGCUAAUGUUGAUGAUGUGGGAUACAGGUUGGUGGCUAUUUAUACUCCUGUUAGAGAGGAUGGUGUUGAAGGACAGCCUGUAUCUGCAUCCACAGAGCCAAUUGCUGUUGAGCCUGAUGUUCUUAAAGAAGUGAAGCAGAAGCUUGAACUUGGAUCUGUGAAGUUUGAGGCAUUAUGUGACAAGGACCGUUCUCCCAAAAAGGUUCCGGGAGAGGGGAGUCUUGAGAGAAGAAUUCUUGAAGUUAAUAGGAAAAGAGUCAAGGUAGUAAAGCCGGGCUCCAAGACUUCUUUUCCUACCACUGAAAUUCGUGGAAGUUAUGCUCCUCCCUUUCAUGUUGAACUUUUCCGGAACGACCAACAUCGGCUUAGGAUUGUAGUGGACAGUGAAAAUGAAGUAGAUCUAAUGGUCCAUUCCAGGCAUAUGCGAGAUGUUAUUGUCCUUGUGAUCCGAGGCCUUGCUCAACGAUUCAAUAGUACAUCUCUCAAUUCUCUCCUCAAAAUAGAGACAUAGCUUUGGCCAUGUAAUGUAAAGUGAUUUCAUUAGCAAAAUAUAUUCAUUUGUAGGUUUAGUUCAACUAAUCAACACUUUCUACCACAUUUAACUUCUUAUUUUUACUUUUCUCGUGAUUUUUGGUGUUGUGAUGUUCAUUGUUUUGUGUGUAAGCUGUGCUGUGCUGGAAAGUUUCGACGUGCCAAAAAAUCUGUAUAUUAUUAUAUCAAUGAUGAUUCUGAGAAAUGUUUGGCUUC